This is a messenger RNA of Trichogramma pretiosum, 840 nucleotides long. Its product is annotated as tRNA-specific adenosine deaminase 2. Gene Ontology annotation, cellular component: nucleus; cytoplasm. Gene Ontology annotation, biological process: tRNA wobble adenosine to inosine editing. Bases 16 to 525 code for a protein of 169 amino acids. Gene Ontology annotation, molecular function: tRNA-specific adenosine-34 deaminase activity. Lineage: Eukaryota; Metazoa; Arthropoda; Insecta; Hymenoptera; Trichogrammatidae. The transcript has a single exon. The record is from RefSeq and is a predicted model, not a curated record.
AUUGUAAGUGAUAACAUGGAUGCCAAUGCUUGGAUGGAUAAGGCUCUACACGAAGCCCAAAUAUCUUUAAAAAGAGGAGAAGUACCUGUAGGCUGUUUAUUUAUUUAUAAAAAUGAGAUAAUAGCAACAGGUAGCAAUACUGUUAAUGAAACAAAGAAUGCCACUCGCCAUGCUGAGCUUAAUUGUAUCGAUGAUGUUCUAGUCUAUUGUCAGAAAAACAAUCUUAAUUCUAAGGAAGUUUUUACGAAAAUUGAUGUUGUAGUCACAGUGGAACCUUGCAUAAUGUGUGCUGCAGCUUUACACCAACUGCGUAUUAACAGCAUAAUUUAUGGCUGUGCCAACGAUAGGUUUGGAGGCUGUAAAAGUGUUUUUGAAGUAUCUAAAGUUUAUGAUUCUAAAAUAAAUGUAGUAGGUAAUGUAAAAGGCGUUGAAGCGAUGCAAUUACUUAAAGAUUUUUACAAAGGUACAAACCCUAACGCGCCAGAAACCAAAAAAGGUAGAAAGAAAAAAUUGGACAAUAACUGAUUGAUUUUUCAAAAACGCCAAACAAAGUAUAAUAGUGCAUUGGAUUUAAAAAAAGUGGAAUUGUUUACUUAAAAUAGUUGCCAACUAAAAUAAAUUGUUAAUUUUAAAAAGUAUACAAAAUGCUAUAACUGUGUUGACCAAGUAGAUUUCAAGUGAGUAUAUUAGGUACUGGAAAAUUCCAAGUAUGUUGAUAAUUUUAUGAAUGUAAAUUUUUUACUUUUUUUAUUUAUACAUAUAUUUUACAUGCAUUUUUGUAAUUCAAACUAUGUACAUUAUGUAAAUUUAAUAAAACAAUUCAGAGGUACUUAGUAUCAG